AUGAGCGAGAAAACAGAAUGGACGGAACCGCAGAUAGCGGACGCUUACAUAGCAAACGUGAACUUUGUCAAGCCGCACCCCAAUGCGGACAGGCUGGAGUUCGCGUACAUACGCAACUGGCAGUGCGUGGUGGGAAAGGGUGAAAUCCAGAAGGGCGACACCGUGCUUUUCAUACAGCCCGAUGCCUUUAUACCCGCAACGCUUGACGGUGGGCUGACGAACACUUGGGCUGACGGGGUGCGAACAUACCUCGCAGGUUCCAAGCACGAGCGCGUGAAGUGCGCCAAGCUGCGCGGAGAAAACAGCUUUGGACUCAUAGUAACCCUUGACAAGCUGCAAGGCGAUUGGGAGAACAACUGGGCUGUGCUUCAUCCCAACGGCGAACCCGCUCCCGACAUCAAGGAAGCGGAUGUUGUGCUACUGGCAAAGGUUCUCGGUAUAGAACACUAUGUUGCACCUGUGCCGCAAGACUUGAACGCAAGGCUGUCGGUCUGCCGAUGGGUGUGGAGAAGUCCGACGAGAACAACUACACGAACGCCAUGCUUCCCCUCGCGGGACGCAAUCAAGGCACUCGCCAAGUUCUAUGGCGAACCCAUAGCGAUACGUGGCGAGGUGUGCGGCAACGGCAUAAACAGCAACAAGUCGAACAUAGACUCCAGCAAGCCGCUCGGUUUCUACAUAUACGGAAUACGCUUCCCCGAAAACGAAGAUUUCCGCGCAAGAAUGGGCUUCUGGAAGUCUGGCAGACAUUUUACGGAUGUGGUCGCAAAGGCUGAAGAACUGGGUUAUAACAACCUUAAAACCGUUCCCCUGCUCGGCGAGUAUGUCAUAACCAAGGAACUGCUCACGGCGUGGCAGAACGCACCCAGAAAGGACGGAGAGGGUAUAGUGGUGAACGGCGAGACAUUCAGCUACAAGAUACGCUCUGCCGAAUACGAUGAACACAUGUACUAA
Molecule: messenger RNA, 954 nt
Organism: Cylicocyclus nassatus
Lineage: Eukaryota; Metazoa; Nematoda; Chromadorea; Rhabditida; Strongylidae
Source: the annotation of a GenBank genome assembly